Molecule: messenger RNA, 2138 nt
Organism: Mustela erminea (ermine)
Lineage: Eukaryota; Metazoa; Chordata; Mammalia; Carnivora; Mustelidae
Product: b(0,+)-type amino acid transporter 1-like
Exons: 6
Coding region: 66-1529 (487 amino acids)
Biological process (GO): amino acid transmembrane transport
Cellular component (GO): membrane
Molecular function (GO): L-amino acid transmembrane transporter activity
Source: RefSeq, a predicted model, not a curated record
GACAGAUUAUCUCUCAGAGCGUCUGCUUCUGCUCAACUAGACGUAGCAACUAGUGAAGUCCUGAGAUGGAGAGAAGGCAGGAGAGAGAUGGCGGUGAGGGGGUGUCAGGACUGGAGCCAGGUGGCAGGGGGCUAAGGCUGAGGAGGGAGAUUGGCUUGUGGAGUGCUGUGUCCCUGACUGCUGGCUGUAUGGUCGGUUCUGGUAUCUUCAUGUCACCACAGGGGGUCUUGGACUACAUAGGCAGCCCCGGGGCCAGUCUUGUGGUCUGGGCAGUCUGUGGUCUCCUGGCCAUGAUGGGCGCUCUGUGCUAUGCUGAGCUGGGUGCUCUGGUACCCAAAUCUGGGGGGGAGUAUGCCUACAUCCUGCAAAUCUUUGGCUCCUUGCCAGCCUUCCUGGUUAUCUACACGUUUGUGCUGUUGGUCAGACCAGCCGCCAUCGCGGCCAUCUCUCUGAGCUUUGCUGAGUAUGCAGUGGCUCCGUUCUACCGUGGCUGCUCCUCGCUGCCGCAGGCUGUGCUCAAGGGUGUGGCAGCCAUCUGCAUCCUGUCGCUGAUGCUGGUCAACUGCAGGAGCUCGAGGCUGGCCACCAUGCUGACGAAUGUGUGCGCGGUCGCCAAAGUGUUCUCGUUGUUGGUCAUCGUGGGGGGUGGGGCUGUGGUGCUGGGCCAGGGCCGUGGCUACACGGACGCCUUUCUGUUUGCCUUCCACAAUACCACGCAGCAGCCCGGGCGCAUCGGUAUGGCCUUCUACCAGGGACUGUGGUCCUUUGAUGGCUGGAAUAAUGUCAACUACGUGAUGGAAGAGCUCAAGAAUCCGAAGCAAAACCUGGUGUGGGCGCUGCUGAUCGCCAUCCCUCUGGUCACCAGCCUCUACCUCCUGGUCAACAUCAGUUACCUGCUAGUGUUGUCAUCCAGUGAGAUCCUCUCCUCUAAUGCUGUGGCCGUGAGCUGGGGGAACCAGGUGCUGGGAGCCUGGGCCUGGCUGGUACCCUUGGCUGUCACACUCUCCACGUUUGGCUCCGUCAAUGGGAUAUUCUUCGGUGGAAGCCGUGUGUGCUAUGUGGCGGCAAGAGAGGGCCACAUGCCCCAACUUCUGUCCAUGGUUCAUGUGCAUCGCCUCACACCAACUCCGGCCCUGAUGUUUACCACCGCAGUGGCUCUGGUCCUGGUCAUCCCAGGAAACUUCAGCACCAUCGUGAACUUCUUGAGCUUCCUUGGCUGGAUCACCUAUGGAACCACCAUUGGCUGUCUCUUGUACUUGCGGAUAAAGAACAAGAAUCUUCCUCGACCUUACAAGGUCCCCACCGUCAUCCCUGUCAUCAUGCUUCUUGCUUCUUUCUACCUGGUGCUGGCACCCAUCAUUGAGCACCCCCAGACUGAGUUCCUGUACAUCUUCCUGUUCCUGCUCAGUGGCAUCCCGGUCUAUUUCCUGCUUGUCUAUUUCCGAUGCCAGCCCAAGUGGUUGCAGAUGGCCACCCUGUAUCUCCAGCUGCUCCUGGAAGUUGCUCCAACUGUUAAAAAUGUGGACUAAAGGACUGGACAGGUGAGCACUGCCCUUCUUGCUGCAGACAUGUCUGUCCCCACGCAGGUGGCCUUGCCAGAUUUUCUGUAGGUUGCGCAUAAUUCCAGUGAGUGAAUGGAAGGCUAAAUACAGCUACUGUGAAGCUUUGGGGGGCAUCCAACCAGGACAGCAUCCCCCUUUCUCUAAGAACUGUGCCUCCACAGUCACAUUGGUAUUAUGUGGCUGCCUGCCUGGGUAUAGCUACUUGACGUUCCAGGUGGGCAGCAUGAAAUACAUUCCCUUCUCUGGGGAUCUUGGAGUUAGAAUUCUGAUGGUUGCCUCAUCUGAGGAACGGUAAAUUCUGGAGGCUAUGUGGGACUGUCUUCUCUUAUGUGGGCAGAGUAGAGAAAGCCCCCAUGGAGAGAGGAAUGAAGAUACACAGAGAAGUGGUGUUGAGAAAUUCCUUGGUGCCUAAGAGCUGGGGGUAUGACCUGAGCAGGCAGCAGCCUUGGUCCCUGGCUGCUUCUCAGUUCUGGUCUCUGUCCUUCUGUGGCCCAACUGCCAUCUGAUUGUCCUUCCUGCUUUUUUUAUUGUCUGGGACAACGUGAUACCUUAUAAUAAAUUUCCAAUUUUGGCUCA